Molecule: messenger RNA, 942 nt
Organism: Candidula unifasciata
Lineage: Eukaryota; Metazoa; Mollusca; Gastropoda; Stylommatophora; Geomitridae
Source: the annotation of a GenBank genome assembly
AUGCAACAGAACAGACUUGCAGAGGUCAAAAGAGAAUUUAAUAAUCCUUCACUGAACAGUGAAGCCAUAUAUUCUGUCAAUAGAAUCGGCAGCUAUAUCUUCUCCAAUCGUAAUCUCUGUAAAGAUGUUCCCAGUAUCGAUUUCAUCAUUAUCGUGCAUACAGCAACUACACACUUUGAAAGAAGACAACGAAUCAGAGCCACUUUUGCGAACACAUCUUUAUUUUACCCAGCCCAAAUUCGUACUGCUUUCCUGUUGGGUAAAACCAAGGAUAGCGCAAUAACGGAGAAGUUAUGGCGGGAACAUAAAACAUACAACGAUACGGUUAUGGGAUAUUUCAUCGAUGAUUAUUACAACCUUACAUUGAAGGGAGUUAUGGGACUUCGUUGGGUCAAAGAUCACUGUCCAAAUGCUGCUUUUGUGCUGAAAAUAGAUGACGAUGUAGUAAUAAAUAUGUUUACACUGGUUCAUUUGUUCUUACCACAAAUGAAGACACAGAAAAGAACUAUUUUCUGUAAGGUAAUUCCAAAAAAUACAAUGCGCAUAGGAAGAAAUCGUAAGUGGAAAGUGGAUUCCCAUAUUUUCCCAAAUAGGACAAGAUAUUCGUAUCCAUACUGCCAAGGUUUUACUGUAAUACUAACCCCAGACUUGAUUGAUGAACUGUACCAGGCUGCACAGGUUACACCGUUUCUCUGGAUUGAUGACAAUUACCUGUUUGGGUUGUUACCAUAUGUGAUUGGAAACAUCAAUUUUACGUAUUGUGAUUUUAAUGUAUAUAAUUCACUGUCAUAUAAGAACGCUAUAAACUGUACGUUACCGCAGAAAUGGCGAUGCCCAAUGUAUUCUGUUCUUGUACACGACAGCGAUUUCUGGAGUUGCUGGCACACAAUAAAAAGUGUCUACACCGAUGUUGAUUGUAUAAAAGAAACCACACACAUCUAA